Messenger RNA from Jaculus jaculus (lesser Egyptian jerboa), 2758 nucleotides. RefSeq names its product septin 4 (gene Septin4). Bases 1 to 2754 code for a protein of 917 amino acids. Gene Ontology annotation, cellular component: microtubule cytoskeleton; septin ring; synaptic vesicle. Gene Ontology annotation, biological process: regulation of exocytosis; cytoskeleton-dependent cytokinesis. NCBI's taxonomy places the organism in Eukaryota, Metazoa, Chordata, Mammalia, Rodentia, Dipodidae. The record is from RefSeq and is a predicted model, not a curated record. Gene Ontology annotation, molecular function: molecular adaptor activity; GTP binding; GTPase activity. The transcript has 13 exons.
AUGGCAUCUACCCAGAAGGCUGCAAUCUUUCACCUGGUCAAGACAAAUAAAACUGGGUCCAAGGCACAUAGAGGGGCUGAGGUCAUCAGCUCUGUUCCCCAGCGGGGACAUGGGCACAUUUCUUCCUCAGGCCUGCGCAAUGUUGCUGUACCUCUGAGUCCUUCUUCACAGCGAAGAAAUGAAGCUGCAUUUCCCACCACUCCCCAUUCAGCAUCAGACUAUCCUCAAUCCAUGUCCCCACAGUCAGGGCCUGGCUCCUAUAUAACCUCAAUUCCACGGGGAUCUGAGACCAGACCAAGAACAGAGGCACCUCGGCAUUUUUCUCCUCAUCGAAAGAACCAAUCAAUUCAAACUCUGCCUUCCCAUGCAAGUGUGCAUCGGAAUGCUAGUCCAGUCAGAGAGGACGCAACACGAAGAAGUAGUGAGAGCAAGCCGGGGCGUGAGUGUGGCUAUCGUUCCUUGCCAACCUCAGAUGCCAAAUGUCCCCGUCACUUGAGUUUCAUAGAUGAAAACUUAGAAGAGGAUCCCCCUUCCAAGGUCCAGAAUCCUCAGGGAGUCAGAGUUCAUCGUAAGGUUUCGGUUCACCCAAAGGAUGAAGCAAUACAAACAGAGCCCACCCGUAGGACUGCUAGUGACCUCAAAUCUCCAAGGGGUCCCUGUAGCACAGAAAAUGGCAAUCGUGUCCCUGCAGACUAUCAGACAGUCCAUAGAAAGAUCCCUGGCCAAGAGGUGGAAGUUGGUCAUCACAGCUCAAUUUUGUCAGAGCCCAAAAGCAUCAAUAGAAAUAUGAAAAUGUCAUCAGCUUUCAAAGUUUCUGUCCUUAGAGAAUCAGCUGGUGGGAAUCGAGUUCCUGCCCAUUCAGAGCGGGAGUCUCCUCGCAGGGAUUCUGUUCACUCUGAGAUCAAGUCUCCCCUGAAUGUCUUAGUAGCAGAAUCAGAGUCCAAUGUGAAGUUGUUAACCCGGGACCCUGAGGUUGGACGCAAGGUCACUAUCUACCCAGCAAGACAAUCAACACAGUCAACUCAUCAUGUGACAACUCAAGCAGUAUCUGAAGUCCCCCGAAAAUCUUCCAUGUAUCCAGAACUUUCCCAAAAGACCUCCAUCCAUGCAGAAAUGGAACUGACCCCUCGGCCCCUUCCACCUCGAUCGUUACCUAGAUAUGGUCCUGACUGCUCAUGGUGGGCUUUACUGAAUCCUGAAGUUGAAAUGCCCCCAACCCGGCCAACAUCACCUGAUUUCGAACCUAACCUAAACCCUUUACAGUCCUUUCUUGAAAUGAACUCAAGCCAUUUCUUCGAGGAUCUGAUGUUCCCGAAAGAGAAGGCCGGCCUACCACCAUCACCAAAGGAGUCUUCAAGCCGGGUACCAGUGAAAGAAGUGCCACAGUCACCCAAGAACACCAGCAAACAACCCAUUCAAGGGUUCAAUGCUUUCUUCCUGGAUGUCUCUGAGGAAAUGUACAAUCGAAUCAUCUGGUGGCUAAAAGAUGAGGAGAUCAAGCAUUUCCUAGAGGACACCAGUGAUGACGCAGAACUGAGCAAGUUUGUGAAGGAUUUCGCAGGAAGCGAGCACUACCACCCAUCGGAGGCCAAGACCAGUGGCUCCAGGCCCCAAAUCUUGGAGCCAGGGCCCCAGGCCCCAGACCUCUAUGAUGAUGACCUGGAGCUCAGAUCCACCUCGUGGCCCCAUUCCUCUGACAGCCAGCAAUACUUCUGUGCCCCAGCCCCUCUCAGCCCUUCGGCCCGGCCCCGCAGCCCAUGGGGCAAGCUUGAUCCUUAUGAUUCCUCUGAGGAUGACAAGGAGUACGUGGGCUUUGCGACCCUUCCCAACCAAGUCCACCGGAAGUCUGUGAAGAAAGGCUUUGACUUUACCCUCAUGGUGGCAGGAGAAUCAGGCCUGGGGAAAUCCACGCUUGUCAAUAGUCUUUUCCUCACUGAUCUGUACCGGGAUCGGAAACUCCUUGGUGCUGAAGAGCGGAUCAUGCAAACCGUGGAGAUUACUAAGCAUGCAGUGGAUAUAGAAGAGAAGGGUGUGAGACUGCGGCUCACCAUUGUGGACACACCAGGUUUUGGGGAUGCAGUCAACAACACAGAGUGCUGGAAGCCUGUGGCAGAGUACAUUGACCAGCAAUUUGAGCAGUAUUUCCGAGACGAAAGUGGCCUGAACCGCAAGAACAUCCAAGACAACAGAGUGCACUGCUGCCUGUACUUCAUCUCGCCCUUUGGCCACGGGCUCCGGCCACUGGAUGUUGAGUUCAUGAAGGCCCUGCAUCAGCGGGUCAACAUCGUGCCUAUCUUGGCUAAGGCAGACACACUGACACCUCCCGAAGUGGACCGCAAGAAAUGCAAAAUCCGAGAGGAGAUUGAGCACUUUGGAAUCAAGAUCUAUCAGUUCCCAGAUUGUGACUCUGAUGAGGAUGAGGACUUCAAAUUACAGGACCAAGCCCUAAAGGAAAGCAUCCCAUUUGCAGUGAUUGGCAGCAACACUGUGGUAGAAGCCAGAGGACGGAGAGUUCGGGGCCGACUCUAUCCUUGGGGCAUUGUGGAAGUGGAAAACCCAGGGCACUGCGACUUUGUGAAGCUGAGGACAAUGCUGGUGCGUACACACAUGCAGGACCUGAAGGAUGUAACACGGGAGACACAUUAUGAGAACUACAGAGCACAGUGUAUCCAGAGUAUGACCCGCUUAGUGGUGAAAGAACGGAAUCGCAAGGACAGAUCCAGAAACAGAGAAGCUAAUCCGAGAGAAAGAUGAGGAG